GCCAGCCAGCCAAGAAAAACAUCAGUCGACCAACAGCGAGUAGGCGUCAGUGAACGAUGCUGCUGCAGAUCUUGGCAGGCCAAUCGGUUUCCAGUUCCGUUGCACAACAAGCUCCUUGUUGAAGGGUUUUCUUAAUCUGUUUUGUGUACAAAAUUGUGCUGUUUUUGUCAAUUUUUAAAACUACUAAAAGUAACGUCAACAUUCCUCACUGCAAAACGUACUUGAAAGUGCGAUUAGAAAUCGAAAGUUUCACAGCGAAAGCGAACAACUCCAAGGACAACACCCAAAGAAGACUCAGUCAAUCUCACAACAUAACCUGCCCAUCCUUCUCAAAAUGGACCGAAACUUCCUCAUGAGCAGUAUCGUCGGCGGCAGUAGCAGCAGCAGCAGCCGAAGACAACCCUUCCAGAACCCGUUCGGCCGGCGGCCAUGGAUGGAGCAGAGUGGCGCUGCGGCCCCGGCCGGCGGUGGCACCGGUCUGAAGGGCAUCGUCGCCGGUGGCAUCACCGGCGGUAUCGAGAUCUGCAUCACGUUCCCCACGGAGUACGUCAAAACGCAGCUCCAGCUGGACGAGAAGGGCGCGACCAAGCAGUACAACGGUAUUGCGGACUGCGUCAAGAAGACGGUCAAGACGAACGGGUUCUUUGGGCUGUACCGGGGGUUGAGCGUGCUGCUGUACGGUUCGAUACCGAAGUCGGCGGUUAGGUUCGGCGCCUUCGAGACCUUCAAAGGGCAGCUUAUGGAGCCAAACGGUACGCUGAGUACUUCGGGCAAGUUGCUGGCCGGUUUGGGCGCUGGUGUAGCGGAAGCCAUCUUGGCCGUAACGCCGAUGGAGACGGUCAAGGUGAAGUUCAUCAACGAUCAGCGCAGCGGAAAUCCCAAAUACAAGGGCUUCUUCCACGGCGUCGGCAUGAUCGUAAAGCAGGAGGGCUUCUCCGGGGUGUACAAGGGCCUCACGGCGACCAUCAUGAAGCAGGGCUCGAACCAGGCCAUCCGAUUCUACGUGAUGGAAACGCUCAAGGAGGUGUACAAGGGUGGCGAUCAAUCGAAGCCGGUGCCAAAGAUGGUGGUGGGAGCGUUCGGUGCCGUGGCCGGAGCGGCUUCCGUGUUUGGCAACACCCCGAUCGACGUGGUCAAGACGCGCAUGCAGGGGCUGGAGGCCGCCAAGUACAAAAACACCGUCGACUGUGCCGUACAGAUCUGGAAGAACGAGGGUCCGAUGGCGUUCUACAAGGGCACCGUGCCGCGGUUGAGCCGCGUCUGCCUCGAUGUGGCCAUCACGUUCAUGAUCUACGACUCGUUCAUGGACCUGUUCAACAAGUUCUGGCGCUAAACUCAUGACACAAAACGAAGCACACACGCAUUCCUGAAUCAGGGAACACAUACGUAUAUAUCAGCGAAAGCAGGAAGAAUUUUAAAAACACAAGCAACAACCUCAACAGACCAUAAUCUACACCUGCAGAAUCUGAGAACGCAAAGCCCGCCUCCUCCCCCUCCCCGUAGAAGUUGUUCAAAAACAGUGUCUAUUGCACCGUAUUCCGUACUGAGAGAGAGAGCGAGAGCACAAACAAACCUAAAACGAGUAGCAUGCCGCAGUUUCGCUUGUUAACAAACUUCUUUUCCAAGAAACGGGUUCUAUUAAUUCCUAAAAGCUGGAGAUUUGCCGCGCGCCAUUCCAAUUAUUUUAAGAAUCUAAUCAAAAAAUGCAUUCCAACCAGAAAAUGAUGCAUUCAAAACAAACAAACUAUUGGCAAACGUAAAACAUUCUUGACGCAAACUUAGUUCGAGCGCUGACUGUUGAAAAUUUAUCGAUUUAUGUUAUACAAUCAGACUAUUUUUUUUUCGUUAGCUUUCUGUACAUUUAACAUCUGUUCGCGUCAACUUUUCAUUUAUCUUAUUUUUUGUUUUGCUUAGGGCGACAAUCGGGAACCGACGAACAGAGUCAUGUCUAUAUUUAUUGAUUGAUGUGUAAUAUAUUAACUGUAUAGAUGUGUUAGGUUUUAGGCACGUAGAAAUAAACGAAAAAAAUUAAGAAAAAA
Messenger RNA from Culex pipiens pallens (northern house mosquito), 2039 nucleotides. RefSeq names its product putative tricarboxylate transport protein, mitochondrial (gene sea). NCBI's taxonomy places the organism in Eukaryota, Metazoa, Arthropoda, Insecta, Diptera, Culicidae. Gene Ontology annotation, biological process: mitochondrial citrate transmembrane transport. The transcript has 3 exons. The record is from RefSeq and is a predicted model, not a curated record. Bases 335 to 1333 code for a protein of 332 amino acids.